UUUGCGAAGUAAUGGACCUCGAUCCGGUACCAAUUUUAAUGUUCAAGGCCAUCUUCAGCAAUAUAGGCGGAGCCGCCACCCCUGUAGGAGACCCCCCUUGCGUCAUUGUUGCUUCCAACAAAGACGUUAUACAAGCCGGUAUCAACUUCACGAAUUUCACAGCCCACAUGUCUCUAGGUGUCAUUUUGGUGUUUAUUCAGACUACAAUUCAAUUCAGAUUGAUGUAUAGAGACACCAAUAAGUUGCGGUUGAAUGUACCGAGGGAUAUUCAAGAACUUCGCCAGCAAAUCUCCAUCUGGCGCCGAGCCGCAGAAUCCCUUCCUCAUCUUAGCAAAGACGUACUAGCGGUUAGAGAACGCCUGGAACGAAAAAUAGGGAAGUUGAAUUUACAGCUGGAAAAGUUGGAGAAGAAAAGCAGCAAAAGAGCUUGCCCAAAAGAUACUUAUCAAAGUACGUUAAUGGAGUUGAAGGAGAAGUUCAAAAUCCGUGACAAGAUAUUGUUGGCAAAAGCUUCAUUUGCUAUUUGCUUCGUCGUGGUCUUAUUCUUUCUUCACUCAAUACCAGAACUUAAUGGCGUAUCUCUGGGUUGGACUGCAUUACUCGGCGCCAUCUUACUCCUUAUCCUGGCUGACAGAGAAGACCUCGAACCUAUUCUUCACAGAGUUGAAUGGUCUACAUUGUUGUUCUUUGCUGCGCUAUUUGUGCUCAUGGAGGCUUUGUCCAAACUUGGCUUGAUUCUGUACAUCGGAGGUCUAAUGGAACAACUUAUCAUACAAGUCGAUGAAAAAGCGCGAUUAGCUGCAGCUAUCGUUAUUAUUGUAUGGGUAUCAGGAAUAAUAUCAGCAUUCGUAGAUAAUAUACCAUUAACUACAAUGAUGGUAAGAGUCGUGAACAACAUGGCGACGAACCCAAAUUUGAACCUGCCUUUAGGGCCUUUGAUUUGGGCUUUGCUGUUCGGUGCUUGCUUGGGAGGAAACGGCACUCUAAUAGGUGCAAGUGCAAACGUGGUCUGCGCUGGAGUCGCCGAACAGCACGGAUACAAGUUCACGUUCUCUAAAUAUUUCAAGACUGGCUUCCCUAUCAUGAUUGGACACUUCACAGUAGCUUCGUUUUAUUUACUGUUAUGCCACUGUGUUUUUACUUGGCACUGAUAACUUUAACUUGUUUUUUAUCAUUAACUGUCCUAAAAGUGAUUCUUCAGUCGCGAGGCAAAUUUUAAUGUGAGUUUUAGUGAUUUUACUGAACAGUUAUUCUCUUUAACAAAAGUGUCUCCAAAACAUAGUUGUACCUCUUUAAAAGUCCCGUCACCGAGAGACAUCCUAUUAUAGUUAUUACCUUAGAAUAAUAACGCAUAGAAUGAUAGUUUCAUAUCAAACGAACUGUCACAAGUGAGGCAAAAAUCAAAUUCAUGUAGGCUAGUUUUAGUAGUAGGUUAAUUUUCGGUUUUAGUGA
Molecule: messenger RNA, 1452 nt
Organism: Hyposmocoma kahamanoa
Lineage: Eukaryota; Metazoa; Arthropoda; Insecta; Lepidoptera; Cosmopterigidae
Product: P protein-like
Exons: 8
Coding region: 12-1151 (379 amino acids)
Biological process (GO): transmembrane transport
Cellular component (GO): membrane
Source: RefSeq, a predicted model, not a curated record